Messenger RNA from Phytophthora infestans T30-4, 366 nucleotides. RefSeq lists its product as uncharacterized. The transcript is spliced from 4 exons. The record is from RefSeq and is a predicted model, not a curated record. The coding region runs from base 1 to 366 and encodes 121 amino acids. NCBI's taxonomy places the organism in Eukaryota, Oomycota, Peronosporomycetes, Peronosporales, Peronosporaceae.
AUGAUAGCGCAGCGGGUGCAAGCCAAUUACGGUUUUCUCAAUUGCGUUAGGCUUACCGAUGGUACAUUGUUCUCACUAUCAUCUAAACCGCGCCACUACGUAGAAGAUUACUACAUACGAAGUAUUGUGGUGGGGUGGCCAGGAUCCAUCCAUGACAACCGCGUGUGGAUGAACAGUCCCAUGCUUGCCAAGGCAAGAAUAAAAAACGAGCACUGCAUUAGGCUGCUUAAAAUGCGAUUUCAUUAUCUGCGCAAAACUCGAUUCAAGUUGAACAAAGCACAUGAGGCGCUCAAUUCGCCACUUCCUGGAGACGCAAAAGGGGACGAACGACAAGACCAAUUACUUGCAUACUUCCUCGAGAUGUAG